Suricata suricatta (meerkat) is the source of this 6261-nucleotide messenger RNA. It is a transcript of the gene ST3GAL1, whose product is annotated as ST3 beta-galactoside alpha-2,3-sialyltransferase 1. The coding region runs from base 1259 to 2287 and encodes 342 amino acids. NCBI's taxonomy places the organism in Eukaryota, Metazoa, Chordata, Mammalia, Carnivora, Herpestidae. Gene Ontology annotation, molecular function: beta-galactoside (CMP) alpha-2,3-sialyltransferase activity. The transcript has 10 exons. The record is from RefSeq and is a predicted model, not a curated record.
CUCACCCCGCCUCCCCGCUUCCCCGGCUCCAGCCUCCGCCGGCGGAGCUCCACUAUGCCAGACAGUUUCGACACUUUGCAAAGACAAAGACCAGAGGGAGGAGGAAGAGGAGGACGAGGAGGACGAAGAGGAGGAGGGAGAGGAGGACGGGGCGAUGUGAGCCGGGAAGGGGGCCAAUGUUCCGGACCCCCACCCCGCUUUAGUCUCUUCGGAGCCCCUCAUCUCCAAAGCCGCGGAAACUCCAGCGUGUUUCCAGCUGCGUUGGGACCAUUUUCAGACUCCGCCUUUCUGACCUGGAAAUGCCAGAAGGAACUAUCCUCGUCAGGGGCUGUGCUGAGCAAACAUUUUGAGCUUUGUGGCGAGGACAGUUUCAUUUGAGGACCGGAAGUGGACAGCCCCUCCCCUCAGCCUGCUUAGAUGAAGAAACUGAGGCUCAGAGAGGUUAAGGAACUCCUCAGAGACCACACAGCUGACGGAGAAACAGAGGGCACGAAGAUUGCCUGACCUCCCAAGACCACAGGGCUGGCAAACGGCAACUUGCACCUGGCCCAUCGAAAGCCUGCUCUAUAGGACGGAGGCUGACUGGCAGAGGUCGAAUGCCAAGGCGUGCGGAAGCAGAGAGUUGUUAAAUUCAGAAACCGAGAGAGGGAAGGAGCGAGGAAGGAGCAUAUGACAGAGUGCCCUCCAUGCCUUCAUCCAGCAGGCUACGUGACGGUGACAGCGUGGGAAAGACCGGGCUCUAAUUAAGUAUCAUCACACAGCAUCCCUUCUGGAGGAUGGUGGCAAAGACAGCUUCCCUCUGUCCUGCACUGUGACCCUUCCUUCGAGGUCCUCACCGCCCCCCUCCGAGAGUCCCUGCACCUGUCACAGAGAUUAAUUACCCCUCAACCCCUUUGGAGGGGAACGGAAAUCAUAUCAUUAAGUUUGAUUAAAGCUUUAAGAGACAUCAUCGGCUGUUUAAGGACUGCUGACGAAGCAGCCUGCUCAUUUCCUGAAAAGACAGAUUAUACGCAAGAGGAGCCAAGCCCCCGACCCCACCCCUGGUGGUCACCUAGCCCCCACCCGUCACAGGGUGAUGUCUGGUGCCCGGGUGCGGCCCCUGCCCAGCGGGAGCAAGGCCGGCCAUAGUCCCCCAGGGAAUCCCCACCUCGCCUUGUGAUCGAGCCUCCGUCUCUGGGAUUUUUCCUCCACGUUCCCGGCUCCCGGGCGUGAUUUCCUCCAGCCCAUCCCUGGGAGGCGCCCCCUCCAGACAGCAGAAAUGGUGACCGUGAGGAAAAGGACUCUCAAAGGGCUCACCCUGCUCGUCCUCUUCAUCUUCCUCACCUCCUUCUUCCUGAACUACUCCCACACCGCGGUCACCACCACCUGGUUCCCCAAGCAGAUGGUCGCCGAGCUGUCCGAGAACUUCAAGAGGUUCAUGAAGCAUGCCCACCGGCCCUGCGCAUGCGCCCGCUGCAUCGGGGAGCAGAGGGUCUCAUCCUGGUUCGACGAGAGGUUCAACCAGUCCAUGCAGCCGCUGCUCACCACCCAGAACGCGAUCCUGGAGGAGGACACGUACAGCUGGUGGCUGAGGCUCCAGCGGGAGAAACAACCCACCAACCUGAAUGAUACCAUCAAGGAGCUCUUCCAGGUGGUGCCUGGGAACGUGGACCCCCUGCUGGAGAAGAGGUCAGGGGGCUGCCGGCGCUGUGCCGUCGUGGGCAACUCGGGGAACCUGAGGGCGUCCUGGUACGGGCCCCAGAUAGACGGCCACGACUUCGUGCUGAGGAUGAACAAGGCGCCCACGGCGGGCUUUGAGGCCGACGUCGGCAGCAAGACCACGCACCAUCUGGUGUACCCCGAGAGCUUCCGGGAGCUGGGGGAGAACGUCAGCAUGGUCCUGGUCCCCUUCAAGACCACCGACCUGGAGUGGGUGAUCAGUGCCACCACCACGGGCACCAUCUCCCACACCUACGUUCCUGUCCCCGCGAAGAUCAAAGUGAAAAAGAAUAAGAUCCUGAUCUAUCACCCGGCCUUCAUCAAGUACGUCUUCGACAGCUGGCUGCAGGGCCACGGGCGGUACCCGUCCACCGGCAUCCUGUCCGUCAUCUUCUCGCUGCACAUCUGCGAUGAGGUGGACUUGUAUGGCUUCGGGGCAGACAGCAAGGGGAACUGGCAUCACUACUGGGAGAACAACCCGUCGGCGGGGGCUUUCCGCAAGACCGGGGUGCACGAUGGCGACUUCGAGUCCAACGUGACAGCCACCUUGGCGUCCAUCAAUAAAAUCCGGAUAUUCAAGGGGAGAUGACGCUGCCGAGGAGGACUGAGGCUCGCCUCUCGGUGUCCCGCCCCCGCUUCGCGCCGGGGCCGUCCCGUCCUGGGAGCUUCGAGGGCCAGCCUCGGGGGCAGGGGGGUGUCGGUGGGCCCCUCGCAGCCCCCUGCCUGCCAGCCCUUGGCAGUGUCUCCUCAGCAAGGUGCCCGAGCCUCGCCGGGCCUGUGGAGCAAGUCUCAGAACUAGCCUGGGAUGGAGAGCACCCCCUCACUGCUGCCCUGGAGCCGGAGGAAGGUGGGGAGACACGGUGGGGGUCCGGUCUCCAAUCACUGAGGUCACUUGGGCUUCCGGGGAGGGGGCAGAUACUUGAGCCCCUGUAUUCUAAAGUAAAGGACAGUUUUGCAGGGUGGACGGGCAGAGACUUUCCCGCUGCCCAGGGACCCAGGGGUGGCCUCGGGACAGAGCCACGUUGGACCAUGUGGACACUGGGGGCGAGAUGGCGCCUUUCUUUGCACGAUGCCUGGCCCCUCCCUCACUUGGCUGGACAACUCUCCCCCUCCGGCCCCCCGCUGUCUUCCCAAAGCUCAUUUGUGGUGUCCGGAGAGGCGCCCCGCCCCGAAGGCCUCCCCGUCUUCCCAGACACGAGGCACCGUGUUUCAGAGCGCAGCGGAGUCUUCUUCCCAAGCCCGUGUCCCCUUGAGUAAUGCAUCCCUGCGGCUGAGAGCAGAUCUGACUACUUCCGCGUGCCUUUGUGUUUGGGGGACACAUUCGUGCAUUGGCUGAAACAAGGCAAAAGCCUUGACUCGGGAGAGGGGACCCCCAGCAGUGCCCCGCCCCCUUGCUCUGUGGCUUGGGACGUCUUUUCUAGUUUCCCGAGGCAGUGCCUGAGCGGCAGCAAAGCUAGGAUGACACUCAGUGCUGUCCCGAGGCCGAAUGCCAUUCUUACUCACAUUCACAGACUAUUGGAUGUGGUGCCCAUGACCUUCCAAGGCCACCCAUGUAACCUCCACCAGCCAGCACUUUCCCCGGGAACCCACGCUCUGGGCCCAGCCCUGCUGGCCACCUGCACCGUGUCCUGCAGGCUGCCAGAGUCCCAGGAGCGUGGCCUUCAGAGCGGGAGAAGACAUACCUCAUUCUCUCCCUCCCAGGCUUCUCUGAUCUUCCUUCGUCAGCCUUCCUGAUUAUUUAUUGAUUCAGUCUUUUAAUUCAGCAAACGUCGUGUGCACUUUGUGGCGCUGUGGCUGGCCCUGAUCGUCGAAGUGAGCCUGCUCUUUCUUCACCUAGCAGCCGGGGCGUGAGGGAGCGUGAACCUAGGUCCGUGGGGCUCUUCAGGUUCGGGGUGGGGGGUAUCUAGGGCCUGGAGGCUUGCCAGUGGGCAGACCCCGGGGUCUCGGGCUGGUAGGUUUGCAGAGUGCUCUGCCCUCCUUCCCUUCAGGCCCACCUCCCUUCCCUGUCCUUGUGGAUUAGAUUCCGUCUAGGGCUGAGAAUCCCCCAAGGCCAGCGGGACGUCCUUGGGGCGGGGGAGGGGGGGGGACUGCGUGGGUGGGGGACAGUGAUUGUGGGCUCUGGUUACUGACACUUCAGAAAAGCCACUUCUCCUGUUGAGAGCAUUUGCGAACAGGUGGCUGCCACCUUGAGGAGGUAUGACAGUUUCCUGGUGGAGCGUGAAACAAGCCAGUGUCAGAAGCCGAGGGCCUGUCCCCUGCGCUCUCGCGGCGCUCGGGGCCGCAGGCGGCAUGAGGCAGGUCACAGGGUCCCCAGAAGGGGCCUGCCAUGCUUGUCUCCCCCCAAGCCUGUGCAUAGGAGCAUCGGCCUGGGGACCGGUUCCUUAGCCUUUAUUAGAGCCUCAAAGAUUCAGAAUCCGGAAUGUGGUCUGUAAAAACAACAACCAACAGACAACGUGUUCCAGCUUUAGAUUCCUCCGAAAUGGAAGACUCGAUGACCGGUAAAGGCUCAUAAAUCGCCGUGAGGACGUUGACUUGAUCAGAAACGUAAGCCUCCGUUGGUUGGCUGACUGGCCCCGAGGACAGCGGCCGCUGAGACGGAGCAAGUGCGUCCCCACAGGGACGACAGGCUCAGCGGCCGCUGUCCUCAGGACUGUCCCCAGGACCAAUCAGCCAGCAUGAGUCCGAUCAGAAAAGCAGGGCCCAGAGAAGGGAAGCGACUUGCCACAGUGAACCAGUAAGUGUGACCGCACGACUCAGACAUUUUGAGCAGAAACAGGACAUCAUUGGCUCUCUGUUUCAAACACCCUGAGGUGGGCUUUUCCAGCUGGGCUCCAUCCAGCACCUUCAAUGGGGUGAUGGGGGGGGAAGGGAGGGGUCUCUGCCUCCUCCUCACCAGGCUCGUCCUUGUGUUGCCCAUGGGGGCUAAACCCAGCACGCCCCAGUCACUGUGCCUGGGAUUGAAAGCACUGACUGGUUUAAGCCGGUCAGUGUCAUACCCCGGGGGUAGGGAUGGCUGAGAAUCGGGCAGGAAUGUUUCCCACAGAACACUGAGCGUGCUGCGGGCCGGAUAAUGCAGAACAUGCAGCCAGAGAAGGCUCUCGGGUGGGGCUCACCGUGCGGCUCCCUGGAGCCGGCCCUGGGCCCCGGGCACGGAGCAGAGGCCUCCCUGCCUUGUGGUCAUCAGUGUGAGGCUACAGCCAGAAAGACCGGGGCCCAGGGGGGAGAGCCAUCUCCAUACGUCCUGCAAAACCAGCACCUGCUUUCACGUGCCCCCGGAGCCCCUGCCCUCACCCCCCGCCCCCCGUUAGGGCAGAAAGCGCGGUGGGCUUGUAGCUCCUGGCCCCCAGAGCCAUCACCGGGCAGAGAAGAAAGUUCUUAAACCAAUGGCUUUUGAGACUGUGGCCUCAGCAGCUGUGGUCCGGCCAGCCCCAUGGGCCGAGCUUAGCGAGAGAACCAGAUACAAGAAAACAGGACUUAAUAAGGAAGCCAGACAAGAAGGUGGGGAGGGCGAUGCCUGAACAGUGCUGGGGCCGAGGACUGGGAGUCUGGGUCAAGGGCGGGGUAGAGUAGCAGAAUGUUCAGAACCGUUAUGUCUGCCUUGACUGUUCUCAGCAAGGCAGCCUGAGCACAAAAACAGGAAACAGAGAGGAGCUCACAAGGGUGUCACCAAAAAUGCUCUCUCCAGGGAAGGGCAAGCCCUGAGGGGUCUCUGUCCAGCAGGAGAUGGCUAGCCGCUGGCCAUGUGCCGUCACCAGCCCACUGCUGUCUUUGACACACAUCCCCCCCGCCCCCGGGGGUUAUCACUGUGUCCAUCAUGGACAUCUGGGAGGAAGCAGACGCGCCCACGGGUCCCCGGCUGGUCAGCCUCCCCCGUGGUCUGGGCUCAUAAGUCUUGAGAUGGAGUCAGCCUUCUCCUUGCUCCUCCUGAAGACCCGGCUCCCGCACCUCUGGGGGGCAGAGAGGAGAAGGGGAUGUGGGAGGAAAGGCAGAGGCCAGCACAGUGGCGCUCACGGUGUGCUGGCCUUGGGCAUUGGCAGCUUCUUACCAGAUGAGUUGCAAUGUGCCUCCUACAAACGGCCAGCUGCUCCCAGCACCCUCCACCCCUGCUUUCCCUCUCAGCCCAUCAGAGGUCUGCACUGGUGUUGAACUUGACCCCUGCCUGCCUCAGCUUCUCUCACUGGGCAGAACCACAACUGUGUCCACCUGUGGACGGCCGUGAGCCCAGCGCUGGCUGUCGCCUGCCUCCCCUCCCCCGCACAUGACCGUGGCCCCCCCUCCCCCAGCCGCGGCAGCACCUCCCUGAAUUAACGUCCAAGCCAAAGGUUCUCGGGUACUUUCUGUCCCUUGCGACCGUGUCUGGUUCCUUGUUGGUUAAAAUUUGCUUUCUUUCCCCUCCGGACUCGCUCCCGUGUUCGUUCUGUGGCUGAGGGCCGACCCGGGUGCGUUCUGAAGGAAGCUGGCGAGAGUCGGCCUUCCUCGGCCUCUGCUCUGUCUUAUUUAUUGUUGAACAUUUCCAAUGAUCCAAAUCAAAGUGAAUUAAAACAAAAAGCUAUUUUUCUCGUU